Molecule: messenger RNA, 7484 nt
Organism: Rhodamnia argentea
Lineage: Eukaryota; Viridiplantae; Streptophyta; Magnoliopsida; Myrtales; Myrtaceae
Product: methyl-CpG-binding domain-containing protein 9
Exons: 10
Coding region: 232-6912 (2226 amino acids)
Cellular component (GO): nucleus
Molecular function (GO): protein binding; DNA binding
Source: RefSeq, a predicted model, not a curated record
CUCUCUCUCUCUAUCUCUAUCUCGCUCAGCUCAGUCUUCUCUCUCUUCUGCGUUUCAGCCAAAAAAAACGUGAACACAAAGGUCCAAAAUCCAAGAAACCAGAAAUUGCCAUAAAAGCGCAAAAUAGCUCGAAAAGGAGAGAAAGCGCCUCCUCCUUCAAAUCUCGGAACCCGCACAAUGCCAUUCCUCACGCAACAGCGCAGGGACGACAAGUUCGCCCUCGGAUAGGUGAUGGAGCCCGGCGACAUCGGCCGGCAGCGGCAGGUCAGCGAGCCCAGGCCCGGCGGCGGCGAGGCGGCCCGCCCCUCCCACCUCGAGAUCGAUCUCAACGAGAUCCCGUCCCCCACCGCCGAUUCCGACCCCUUCGACGUCGUGCGCAGCUUCCAGGACGCCCCGGAGCCCCCGGCCGAGCCCGCGGCCGAGCCCGUCGUGGCCCGCUCGCCCGCCCCCUGCGCCGCCUGCGGGGAGCCCGAGGGCGGCGGCGGCCACGUCGUUGUGUGCGACGGCUGCGAGCGAGGGUUUCACGUGGCGUGCGCGGGGGUGAUGCGGGGGAUGGACGUGGAGGAGUGGGUGUGCAGGGAGUGCGUGGGCAGGGGGGUGAAGAGCCGGCGGUGGCCGUUAGGGUUUAAGCCGAACAGGAGGCGGUUCCUGGAUAUGAAUGCUUCGCCGCCCAGCGACGGUGAUUGUGAUGGAGAAGGGAGUGAUGCUGUGAUCGAGCUGAGAAAGCGCACCUCGGGUGAUAAUUCUGCUGGUGGGAAUUCAUUUGGUGCUCCGGUUAGAUGUUCAAGUUAUUCACACACUGGAAAUGGAUGUCACUUUGAAAAUGCUGCCGGUGUUGUUACUGAGACUUUGGGAGCUGGUGUUAGAGAUAUUCAGCAUCAUCCAUUAAUGCAGUGUGGAAACUUUGAAGUCGAUUUGGGUUUUCCAGUUAUACAUCUAAAGAGCAAUAAUAAUACAGUGAUAAGACUAUCAUCUGGGAAUCCUAAGGAGUUCCUUUUGCAGACUCUUAGGGAUUAUAUUUCUCAAUGGCAUGGUGUUCUUGAUGAAGGUUGGUACGUGGAGUUCAAAGAAUCCUAUAAUGGCUGUGGAACAUAUGUCUGGUACUGUGCUCCUGGUGGGCUAAAAUUUGAUACAAUGUCUGGAGUUGCUUCUUAUCUUGGUUUGACGUCAAACCACAAGCUUGUAGAGCCCAAAUUAAAUAGUGAGGGAUCUACUGUGCUGGAGAAAUUUCAUCUACCUAGGAAAAGGAAGUCAUCUAGGUCUGUAAUUAAUGGUUUUGCUGAAAGCAGGGGAUACCUUACACAUGCUCAUCCUAAGGAAUUCAUAUCUGACAGUCAAACUAUGGAACUGGUAUCUAGUAAUGGGAAGACUCUUAAAGCCACAGAAGCUGGAUCUGAGGAGAAUUUUGGAUCUGAAUUUCAGCAAUCCAAAGAUGGGCUACCUGUGCAAUUUGAAGAUUUCUUUGUUCUCCAUUUGGGGUUAGUUGACUUGAGACCUUCAUAUCAUGAACUGGACAGAAUCUUGCCUGUAGGUUACAGGUCCUGCUGGCAUGAUAAGAUUACUGGUUCAAUUAUGUUUUGUGAGGUGUUGGAUGGUGGCGACUCUGGACCUCUAUUCAAGAUCAGAAGAUGUUCUUGCUCUGUAGUACCUAUUCCAAAUGGAUCAACUAUCCUCUUUAGGCGAGUCCUUCGACAAUAUGCUGGGCCAGAUACCAAAGCAACUGAUGAUGUUAUAUACUCUAGUAUGGACUGUGAUGAUGAUGGAAUCAUUCAGGCAAUCCUCACCAACCCUUUGCCUCCUGUUGAAAAUGAACUUUCGGCUUGCCUUUGUAGUGGCAGGAAUGAAGUUUCUGAUGUGACAGAAAGCUCUAUGCAAACUGAUCCAAGUACUGCUCUUGUUCAUUAUGCAACUUCUGUCAAUCACGAGGACUGUCUUGGAGAUGAAAUUGGUGAAAUUGUGGUUGAAGAGCGUUCAUCAUCCUUGGCUUGGAAAAAAUUGUCUCAAAAAUUUGUCGAUGCCUUCUCUGACAUCUGUAGCAGGAAAAGCUCUUACAAGCUGUCUUGCAAACACGUAAAAAAUGAGACAAUCUCAUCUUACUGGGAUAUGAUGGAUGAAAAGUCUGUUCCUGCUCCGAUUGCUUUGCAGAAAUUUUCCAGCUCACCAGUUUUUGCAGGCUUCCCAUUGUACAACAGUGAUUCUGAUAUUUCAACUGAUGCCUUGCUAAAAUGGUUGGGCCAGGAUAGAUUUGGAUUGGAUGCAGAAUUUGUGCAAGAAACUAUAGAAAAGCUUCCGGGCAUUGAAGGCUGUUCUAGGUAUGUACUCUUGAGUAAUAGAAAUAACUAUACAAGGUCGCUGACUAUUGGAAAUGGAAACUUCAUUGUUAAAAGAAAAGAAGGAGUACGGAUCAAAGAAGGAACAUUAGAUGGUCUAUUUGGCGAAUUGAGAAAAAGUACAGUGGACGGAGAUGAUCGGUCUAGCCCUCCUUCUGGGACAGAGCCCUGCUCCAGGCUAUCACCUGCAAUUGCUGGAGAUUGUUACCAGGUAUGGGAAGUAUUGUGGCGUUUCCAUGAUAUUCUGGAUUUAAAAGAGCCUCUCCCUCUGAAGAAGCUAGAAGAUGAACUUAUCAACCCAUGGGUAGAUGUUAGCAAGGUUGCAGUGAAUUUUGGUCAGAAAUUGCAAGAAUGCCAAGUCUUGGAUUUACAUUCAAGUGAUCAUAGGGGUGACGAAACACCCUCGGGAACUGCACCCGGUUCACAGUUUUGUGGGGAACAUCUGUGUAAAUUUAGGUCAGUGGAAACAGGGGCAAAGAAGGAAUCAACUUAUGCUAAAAGCCCAUGUAUUGAAUUCAGUACCUGUUGUGGUAUAGCUUUGACAAAGGUGCAUAGCUUGCUGCUUGAAGUUUUAAUAGGUGAGCUGCAGUUGAAGGUUGCUGCACUCGUGGAUCGAAAUUUUGAGACUGGUGAAUUAAAAUCCAGAAGGGGAAGGAGAAAAGAUAUAGAAAGCUCUCUUCCUGCAAAAAGAGCUAAACUCAGUAUGCUACCUAUCAAUGAGCUGACUUGGCCUGAAUUAGCACGGAGGUAUAUUUUGUCCAUCAUAACCAUGGAUGGUAAUUCCGACUCUGCUGAUGUUACUAGUCGUGAAAGUGGGAAAGUUUUUCGCUGCUUACAAGGUGAUGGUGGUGUGCUUUGCGGCUCAUUGACCGGAGUUGCUGGGAUGGAAGCGGAUGCUCUUUUGCUUGCAGAGGCUUCAAAGCAAAUUCUUGGUUCUAUGAGCAAAGAAAAUGAGUUUCUCACCCUGGAAGUGGAAGAAUCAGCUGGACCCGAUGCUGUUGAAAAGAAUUCUGCCGGUGAUGGUAAUCUUCCAGACUGGGCCCAGGCCCUAGUGCCUGUGAAAAAGUUACCAACAAAUGUUGGCACCAGAAUUAGGAAGUGUGUGCAUGAUGCUUUGGCUAAAGAUCCACCAGACUGGGCAAAGAAAAUAUUGGAACAUUCAAUUAGCAAGGAAGUCUAUAAGGGCAAUGCAUCAGGACCAACGAAGAAAGCUGUUCUUUCUGUGCUAGCAGACAUAUCUGGUGAAGCACCACAACCGAAACCUGAAAAGAAAAGUAAGAGGAGGACUGUCAUUUCUGUUUCUGAUGUGAUAAUGAAGAAAUGUCGUGUUGUCCUACGUCAAGCCGCCGCUGCCGAUGAUGAAAGAGUUUUCUGCAAUUUGCUGGGAAGAAAAAUAAUGAAUAGUAAUGACAAAGAUGAGGAGGGACUUCUUGGAUCUCCAGCUAUGGUGUCUCGACCACUGGAUUUUAGGACCAUUGAUUUGAGAUUGGCAGUUGGGGCUUAUGGCGGUUCACAGGAAGCAUUUCUCGAGGAUGUUCGAGAGUUGUGGAAUAAUGUAAGGACUGCCUUCGAGGAUCAGACUGAUGUGGUUGAGCUAGCUGACAAAUUAUCUCAAAAUUUCGAGUCAUUAUAUGAAGAGAAGGUUGUCACUCUUGUUGAUAAACUGCGGGUGUAUGCAAAAUCGGAAUCAUUGAGUGCAGAUAUAAAGAAGGAAGUUGAUGAUGUUCUUGCCUCUCUAAGUGAGCUUCCUAAGGCCCCAUGGGAGGAAGGAGUCUGCAAAGUUUGCGGUAUCGACAGAGAUGAUGACAGUGUUUUGCUAUGUGACACAUGUGAUGCUGAGUACCACACCUAUUGCUUGAAUCCUCCACUUGCGAGAAUUCCUGAAGGAAACUGGUAUUGCCCUUCUUGUGUUGUCGGUAGACGCUUAGUUCAAGAUGUGUCCGGGCAGAAUUAUGUCAUCCGCAAGCACCGAGGUAAAAGAUUUCAAGAAGUUACCCGCGACUACUUGGAGGCACUCUCUGAUUUAGUAUCUAGAAUGGAAGAAAAGGAGUACUGGGAUUAUACUGUUGAUGAGAGGACCUUCCUGCUCAAAUUCUUAUGUGAUGAGUUGCUUAACUCAGCUCUUGUUCGACAACACCUUGAGCAGUGUGCAGAAAUAUCUGCUGAGCUGCAGCAGAAGAUGCGAAUGCUUAUCACGGAGUGGAAGAACCUGAAGGUAAAGGAAGACUACCUGGUGGCAAGAGCUGCAACGGCUGAUGGUGCCACUAACACAUGCGGAGAGGUUAUGGGGAAGCGUGGUUUAGACCCGGCACAAUCAAACAACACUAGACGAAUUGUCCAUCAGCCAAGUGAAAAAUCCAAGAAUCUUAAUAGCCUCCCUGAGCUGCAACUUGUGGAGGCUGGUCGUGAAAAAUGUGGGCUUAAUGGUUUUGACCACUCAUCUAUUGCUAUGGCAGAGAAGAACGGUCUCUACAAGGAUAAGGCAGGUAAUCCUACAAACAACAACUGUGAACUGGUGGACAAUGGCAUUUCCAAUGGCGACAGAAAACUGCUUGGCAACACUCUAUCCUCGAGGGCUUCUCAAACCGAUGAUAGUACCGUGAAAUCACAUGACUCGCCUAAAUUGGAUCUUUUUCCAGAAGAAGUCAAUGACCCUGAAAGAAAAAUCUUUGAGCAAGAAAGCUGCCUCUGUUCUGAUUCAAGAAACUUCCCUUGUUCUCAGCACCUUGAUGAUCUGAAUGAGUCAACCCACCAGGUUGAACUGACUUCUGUGAAGAAUGAGCUUUCAGCUCUGCAGGACUCAAUUAGCAACGUAGAGUCACAGCUUGUCAAGCUAUCUUUACGCAGGGAGUUUUUGGGUAGUGAUUCUGUUGGGCGAUUGUACUGGGCUACAGCAAUGCCUGGCAGUCGGCCGCGGAUUGUAGUUGAUGGUACUUUAGCAUCUGGGAAAAGAAGGAAAAUUUUAAAUUCUGUGGUUCCAGAGAGGAACGGUACUCAGGGUUCUGCUCCCACUUCAGAAUCAUCUCUAGUGGGGUCAAAAGCUUGCUGUCCCUUCAUGCACAAAUCAAAUGGAGUGGCUGCUGCGAAUCAAUCAUGGGUUUUUUAUCAAACUGACGAUGAAAUAGAACAGCUUGUUGGAUGGUUGAAGGGUAGUGACUCGAGAGAAAAGGCUCUAAAAGAUGCCAUUUUAAACUGGUGGAAGUUUAAAUUGCGGGAAUGUCAGGAUCCUGUUGGCCAAAUUUCUGAUGCAAGUGAAGCAACUUCAGAAGGGUGCUCGAUUGGUGAAAACUUAGUAACUUCUGUUUGUGUGGCUACAAAGGCUUCCUCUUUUUUGGAAAGAAAGUAUGGUCGUUGUACGGAAGUGGAAUGUACAGGUACUUUGAAAAAGCGAGCAAAAAAGGCAAGAGUACCCAGUGAAGAAAGGAUGUAUCGGUGUGAAUGUUUAGAGCUUAUUUGGUCAUCUCGAUAUCAUUGUCUCUUCUGCCACAGGACCUUUCUCACUGAUGAUGAACUGGAGGUGCACAAUGAUGGCAGGUGCAGUCCAGGAUCUUCAGGGCAUGAGAAGGGUAAAGAAAAUGCAGACUCAUCCAAAAAGAAAGGAAGUCUCAAGUCUGAUUCUGCUCAGAUAGAAAGAACAGGUGGAAACGAUGUGUAUGAUAAAAGUCGACACCUCGAUUUAUGCUCAGAUUUGAUCACAUUUCAGAAUGAAGGUUUCGUGUGCCCAUAUGACAUUGAUGAGAUAAGUUCUAAGUUUGUCACAAAAGAUUCAAACAAGGAUUUGGUACAGCAAAUUGGUCUUAUCGGAUCUAAUGGGAUUCCAUCACUUGUGCCAUCUAGGCCUUCCUACCUUGAUGACUAUGAUCCAUUUCUAUUAUCUAGUGGUGAUGCCAGUGUCCCACCUGAGGAGUACAAGGAAGUAGGAGUGACUGGUCUUCGGGAAGAUAGAAGUAUACGCAACACCAACACAUCCGAGUGUUAUAAUACCAGGCCUGGAAGUGAGAAUAUUGGCACACACAGGGACGCUAAAUCAACCUUGGCCUCUUCAGAAGGGAAGGAGAGAAAGCCCAUACAUAAACGCGCCAUGGCAACAGGGCUUGGUCAGCGCUGUGUGGUGCCACAGUCGUCCUUGAGACCCUUACCUGGCAGGGUCUUUCCAAUUUUGAGACAGUUGAAGAUUAAUUUACUUGACAUGGAUGCUGCUCUAGAAGGUGAAUAUUUGAAGCCAUCAAAAGCACAUCUGGAAGGGAGGUGGGCCUGGCGUUCGUUUGUUAGAUCCUCACAGACUAUCUAUGAGAUGGUUCAGGCGACAAUUGUCUUGGAGGACAUGAUCCAGACAAAGUAUCUAAGGAAGGAGUGGUGGUACUGGUCAUCCCUCUCUGCUGCAGUUAAAACCUCCACCUUGUCUUCCCUUGCCCUGCGUAUUUAUUCCCUGGACUCAGCAAUUCUAUAUGAGAAUAUUUUGCCCGACUUGGACUCAACUGAUAUUGUGGUAGACAAGACAAUACCCUCCACUUUGGAUCCAACCGACAAACCAAAGCCUAGCAGAAAGUCAAGCAGGAAAAGGAAGGAGCCCGAGGGUUGAUGGAGCACACAAUUAUGUGUAGAUUUUUUUCCAGACAAACCUGACCCCAGCAUUGAGCUUAUACAUUAAGUAAUUCAAGAGGUUACUUUGAGAAGGGAAGAGAAGCCCCAACUAAGGCGAUUUAUUGCAUACAAUUUGGCUUCUUCAGGGCAAUUCAUGCUGACCACAAUUAUGUAGGCUAGGAAAAGGUUGCUGCUGCUUCCGAUUGGUAUGUGUAUAUAGCGCCAGCUCUGAUUGGCAUUUGUGUAUAUAGGUAUAAGGCUGACAUCUUUGCCCGUCGGGACUGAGGUAAAGAGGAAUCCGGCAGUUUAUUAGCUUGGCGUACUAAUGCUAUCGAGAGAUCAGUGGGUUAACCAAGGGGUGUACACAUUUGUUUUUUGGAACGGAUUUUGCUGAAGCUUUUGUGCUUGCUCGGGAUGUCGGAAUCAAUCGGAGGAAUUUUUCUUGCAGCGCACGGCUACCAGAUUUCAUCAGUAGGAAGAUUAAUGUAAAAAGUUGAACAAAGUCGAAAAGAAAACAAAAAGGAAUGUUGAUAAUGAUGCAGCUUAGUGAUAGACAGUUUUCAUUCUUUA